AAAAGAGCUGUAUUUUGUGAUGAUUCCUCCCAGGAAAUGUUUGCAUCAUCCACAUAGAGAAUAAAACAACGGUCAGAUUUUGAGCUUGUAAAGCAAAAGUCAACUCUGUGCGAGAGGUUCGAGGGUGUGUGGAAAAAGGUAUCAAACUUAUCGACACAAAGAGAGAUGCUUGUGAGGGAAGCAGGGAAAUGUGACCUCACGAGUGAACUUUGAGCCUUGACCCCGUCUCAUCAGCCGGCAUCAGGGCCGACCACGCUCUUUCUCUGCAUCUGUUGGUCAGAAAACUGAUCUGACAUCACUUCUGACCUGCCCGUCUCCUGAAGACGUUCCUUCAAAUUCUCUCUCGACAAUCACAAGCUCUGAAUGUGUUUUGACCCUCAUCUGACCCUGUACACCUGGGGAGUAUUAUGCAAAGUAAAACUCAACCUGUCCACAAACGUAGAAACUUGAUGAUUGAUGGAAAAAAAACAAAAAAACACAGCCGGUGUUUGUGGAGUCUGAUCUUUUGAUAGCCGUGAGCACGAUACUAGCAAUAUAUUCUUGAACACAGUUUUUUUUUUUUUAUUUAAGAGGAUUUUAAUACAGACUUUUGUACACUGAUGAUGUUCACGUGUGAAUAAAACCUAUGCACAGACUGUGUGUUUGCUUCCUUCCUUCGUCUGAGACAUGUAGCCUGUGUGUGUGUGCCUGAUGCUGGAUUAAAGAGGAUGAAGGUGACAGCUGAUCGGUCACAGCACACCCAUCAGUCUUGCUGCAGAGACUCAGUGUUGUUGAGCUCGUGGCCCCUGAACGCAACACUUCUCCUCGGGCUCCUGUGACUCUCCUCCUGCCCUCGGUGGUUAGAGAGUUGUCGGAGCUGACGUGUGAAUGUGGCGCAGAACACAACAACGUCUCGGUCUGUGACAUCUCGUGGCCCGAGUUCGAAUAUGAACCAAAGCUCCCUCAGUGACGCUCCGAGUCAAAGGAGCUCCGCUUUCAAGGAGCAGGCAUGAAUGUGAUGACAGGAAAAAAAAAGUGUUUAAAGCUACAAUAUGGCAGCCAGACGUGAAUCUGCAUCCCGCCCUCAUCUGCCCCACAACCUUCACCAAUCACAAGCUGUUAAACCGCAGUCUUCCGGGUCGGUGAGGGACGUCGCGCCGGCUCCUCCCGCGCCGGCUGAUAGUCGCGGCCGAGGAGCAAUGGUGCUCGGAGCGUCCGGAGGCGCGCCGGUGUUUUCGGGAUUCUCGGAGGAGCGGAUGAAAUGCCGGGGAGCAUGAGCAAAGAGGACGCCCCGAGCCGGAGCGCUUCUUUGACGUUCACCAUCGACAACAUCCUCAACCUGAAGCGGCGGGACGGCGGAGACCCGGACGGCUCCAAGGAGCAGAGGAAGGAUUUCCAAGCGCGCUGCGAUGAGCUGUGGGACGUCCGGAGGAGGCGCGACAGCGGAUCGGACGAGACAGCGCAAACCAAGUCCAGAGCGCACCGAGCGGACCGCGGGGAGGACUCGCCGCCGCCGCCGCCGCUGAGCACCGGAUCCUGUCCCGGGGCGCACAGAGCGCGCACCGCCGAGGACGCGUCCGAGCAGCAGCAGCAGCUCAGCGCGGACUCUAACAAAGCCAUGGUGAAGAAGAAAACGCGCACCAUCUUCUCCAAGAGACAGAUAUUCCAGCUGGAGGCCACUUUUGACAUGAAGCGGUAUCUGAGCAGCUCGGAGAGAGCGUGCCUCGCCAGCUCCCUGCAGCUCACCGAGACCCAGGUGAAGAUCUGGUUCCAGAACCGGCGGAACAAGCUGAAGAGACAGCUGUCCACGGACAUGGAGGGGCCGCUGGCCGCCGAGCACCUCUCUGACGCGGGGAAAAACGUGCAAUUACCGACUUUUUACAAAGACAGCAGCCUGCUGGGAGGAUGUUUGUUACCCGUGCCGUUCCCCGUCGUGUACCCGGCCGCGAACGCUGCGCCUUACAUCUACUUCAACACCGGCAAGUACUUCGGCCUGUUCGACGCAGACUGACGGUCUGCCUGCCUGUCUGCCUGCGGACACUCAGCUCGGUUCUGUAUCUUUUAUUUUUAUUUCAUUUUUUACUCUAUUAAAAAAAAAAUUUAAAAAAUCCCAACUUUGAUGUCAACAUAUCAACUAACCCAAGACAUGCA
Molecule: messenger RNA, 2130 nt
Organism: Acanthopagrus latus (yellowfin seabream)
Lineage: Eukaryota; Metazoa; Chordata; Actinopteri; Spariformes; Sparidae
Product: homeobox protein HMX2-like
Exons: 2
Coding region: 1241-1990 (249 amino acids)
Biological process (GO): regulation of transcription by RNA polymerase II
Cellular component (GO): nucleus
Molecular function (GO): DNA-binding transcription factor activity, RNA polymerase II-specific; RNA polymerase II transcription regulatory region sequence-specific DNA binding
Source: RefSeq, a predicted model, not a curated record